AUGUUUAGGACACAACUUAAAUUAGAAGAAGGGGAAAGACUAAACAUUGAGACAGAAAAUACUUUCAGGAUCUCGUUUGCUAAAGAGAUUGAGGGUUAUUUAAAUAAUAAACGUUGUUUAUAUGAGGCUGAAGGUAGACGAGAAUAUCUUCCAUUAGUAGAUCAAGCUCUUAAUUUAAUAAAGAAUAUGAGAAAUUCUACUACGGCAGAGCCAGCUCAGAGUACUACAUUCGACCGACCUUCAGAGAAGAUGUAUCAUUAUGCUGAGGGUGAAGCAAUUGAUUGUGCUAUAUGCAUUGAACAUGUAGAGGCUAAUCAUGCUCAAGUUAGACUGUCAUGUGACUAUAAAUGUCCUUAUUGCCGAAUCGAAGUAGACAAAUUUGCGAAACAACCAAGGAUUUGGGAACAUCCUGUGCAUGGACCACAGCAACCACAGAAUCAAAUUGAUACAAAUGAUAUGCCACACCCAGGCGAAUUGGAUUUUGCAAAUUUUCAACGCGGUAUAUAUUUGAUAAUAUUAGACAAUAUCGAUUCACCGUCUGAAAUUGAUGAUGAAAUUUAUGAAACACAUUAUGUUGAAAGUAAUGAUUCUGACAGUUCCGAUGAUUCAGAUGAAUCCGAGGAUGAUCACGAAUAUGAUCGUGGAACCGGCAAUACCUUCGGUCCACCACGUAAUCCAUAUUAUAGCAGCUCAAAUGAAACAUUAACUUCGUCAGGAAGACGAACUUAUCCAAGAGGAGCAACGCAUACUGAUUCAAUAAGGUCACGAUCAAUAACGCGUAAUCGUCCCCACCCUGAAUCUAUGAGUGGUUCAGCAUUUCGAAGGUUAGAUAAUCUUCAUUCAUCUCGACCCCCAAGUUUUUCUAGAGAUAUUACUCCAAGAUCUGAAGUUAACGAAAUGUCUAGGUAUCGAAAUGAUAAUUAUUAUCCACAAAGAUCUGAUUUCAAUGAUAUGCCUAGAUUUCAUGAUCAAGACACUUUUAGACAUGUUAAUUCAAAUAAUGAAAGUUCCAUAUAUAAUGAUCACUUAAAUAAUGUUUCAUCGAGUAAUUUAUCUACUAGUAAUCAAAACAACGAACAAAUAUAUAAUAAUGCAAACAAUGGUCAUCAUUUUUUAAAUACGCUUCCACAAGCUAUUAUUAAUGCAUCACAAUCGUCAACAACGUCAUCAAAUUAUCAUAAUUCGAAUCCUUAUAGAACCCCAACAGAUUCUGAAUUCGAAUUUUCAAAUGCCUUAUACAGACACGCUUCGACAACGUCCCGAUUAAGAAAUAUGUAUCAAGAUGAUUCUACAGCAGACGAUUUGAUGGACGACGAAUCAAUAAGUUCAUCAUCGUCGUCUGAGGAGGAUUCGGACGAUGACCAAGACGAAGACGAAUCGAUGUUCACUGGUUCGUUCAAUUGGGAUGCGAGCAACAACAUGGACACAUCUGAUGAUUCUGAUAGCGAGGGUGAAGGCUACAGACAAAGUUUUUCCCGUCGUUCUUCAUCGUCUUCUGCAUCACCUGUCUUCUCUUCGUCGGACGAAGAUGAGAAUGAUAACGAGUCAGUCGUGACCACUUCCACAAGCAAUUCUAGGCCUGAAAUAAAUCAGCAAUGGUAUAAACCAUGGUCUUGGUACAAUCAAAGUGAUUCGCUGGCCUUGGCUACUUCUAAUGCUUCUACAAUCGCAGCACCUGAUAGUGAUUCUACGAUUAGUAGUGGUGAUGAUUUUGAAUAA
This is a messenger RNA of Funneliformis caledonium, 1719 nucleotides long. The record is from the annotation of a GenBank genome assembly. NCBI's taxonomy places the organism in Eukaryota, Fungi, Glomeromycota, Glomeromycetes, Glomerales, Glomeraceae.